AUGGUUGCCAUCGCUCGUUCCUUCGGUGCCGCCCGCGUGGCCAGCCGCAGCCUCACCACCGCUGCCAUUGACUUUUAUCCUGCAGCCCGCCCCCAGAACAGCCUCGUUGCUGCCCGCUCCGCUUUCCGCAACAACGCUGCCCGCAACGUCAUCCAGAAGCGUGGCAUCGUCGCCGAGUCCACCGCUGCCGCCAUGGUCGCUGCCGCUAAGAUCCAGGGUGCUGGUCUCGCUACCAUCGGUCUUGCCGGCGCUGGUGUCGGUAUCGGCACAGUUUUUGGUGGCCUCAUCCAGGGUGUCGCCCGCAACCCUUCCCUCAGGGGUCAGCUCUUCCAGUACGCCGUUCUCGGUUUCGCCUUCGCUGAGGCUACUGGUCUCUUCGCCCUCAUGAUGUCCUUCUUGCUCCUCUACGUUGCAUAG
This is a messenger RNA of Macroventuria anomochaeta, 417 nucleotides long. RefSeq lists its product as uncharacterized. Gene Ontology annotation, biological process: proton transmembrane transport; proton motive force-driven ATP synthesis. The record is from RefSeq and is a predicted model, not a curated record. The transcript has 2 exons. NCBI's taxonomy places the organism in Eukaryota, Fungi, Ascomycota, Dothideomycetes, Pleosporales, Didymellaceae. The coding region runs from base 1 to 417 and encodes 138 amino acids. Gene Ontology annotation, molecular function: proton transmembrane transporter activity.